Akanthomyces muscarius is the source of this 414-nucleotide messenger RNA. RefSeq lists its product as uncharacterized. The record is from RefSeq and is a predicted model, not a curated record. The transcript is spliced from 3 exons. Bases 1 to 414 code for a protein of 137 amino acids. Lineage: Eukaryota; Fungi; Ascomycota; Sordariomycetes; Hypocreales; Cordycipitaceae.
AUGCACAAUCUCUCCUAUCAACAAGUCGCGCCAGAAAGCACGCCAGACUCGCCGAGCCAGCACAAGCUCCAGACUUGCAAUCAGCUGCAUUUCCAUCUUCCUCCAUACCUUUCUUACACACAAGCUUUGCUAUAUAUAUAUACUUGCCCACCCCCCAUUCCUAUCCGCUUCACGAUGCCUUCCGCUCAAGCUUCCGCGCCUUUUGUGCACGCCCCUCAGAGGACCAACCUGCGAGUUCCCUCGUCGCUAGACCUCUUCUCGGGCAUCAAUGCAUCUCUGUCGUCCACCAACCCCAACCGACCUGCCACGCCCAACCACCAAAUCUAUGAGAACGACUACACCGUUCCCGCGCCGCCUCCUCCCAGUCCUGUCAGCUUUCGACCGGACUGCUGGCCCAAGCCUGCUCGCUCAUAG